Anopheles arabiensis is the source of this 3949-nucleotide messenger RNA. It is a transcript of the gene SIDL, whose product is annotated as trafficking protein particle complex subunit 10. Lineage: Eukaryota; Metazoa; Arthropoda; Insecta; Diptera; Culicidae. The transcript is spliced from 3 exons. Gene Ontology annotation, biological process: early endosome to Golgi transport; intra-Golgi vesicle-mediated transport. The record is from RefSeq and is a predicted model, not a curated record. Gene Ontology annotation, cellular component: TRAPPII protein complex. Bases 219 to 3671 code for a protein of 1150 amino acids. Gene Ontology annotation, molecular function: protein binding.
AAGCAGCGCAACCGACCUCCCCCUUGUAAUCGCAUUGGUGCAAAAGUUUAUUUACAUUCCUGCUCGAGGGAAAAAAGUACAAUUGUCGUUUCCGCGGCACGGUGCUCGAGGCAAAAUGUUUGUUGCGCUCCGGUGCUAAGCCUAUUGCAUCGAAACGUACAGUGGUACAGUGAGAGUUUUGCGCACAAAACCCCCGCAGCCAGGCAAGCGGCCGUACCAUGAACUGCAAACCAAUACUGACGUAUUCCGGCGACGUGCGGGUUUUCAAGACACUCGAACCACACAUCGUAGCCGCACUACCAUCGGACACGGCGGAAUGGAAACGGUCGUACGGGCGACCUGUGAAGAAUGUGCGCGUCGAGGCCACCUUCAAGCCGUUCGACCACAACGCCCUCGAGCGGUACAAGGAUGGCCGGUGGAACAUCAUCGAUCAUCCGGUACUGCACAUCUACGUGACGGAGUGUACCGACAUCGAAGCGUACCGGGCGUCGGUAAAGGAAGAGAUUGACCAGUGGCUCAAGGUGCUGAACAACUACAACGUGACCGACUGGAUGAUCCUGCUGGUCGAAACGUUGGACGUGAAAAAGUCGAAAAACAUCCUGCCGCGCACGACGGUGCUGGACAAGAUACGGCUCGACUUUGCCUCCAAAAACGGGGACCGCUGCCUGUCCGUACUGAAUCCGGCCAAGUUUGAGAUGAAAGCGACGGAAUCGUUCCGCUGCUUGCUGCAGCGCAUCCGGCACCUGAUGCUGACGGGCUACAACCGCACGAUCGUCAAGUACGAAGAGCUCAUUCGUACGAACAGGGAAAACCGCAUACAGGAAAACUGGAGCUUCAUCGACUACUUUGUGCUGCAGGAGCAGCUCGCGUUCGUGCUGGAAAUGCUCGGCCAGUACCCGGAAGCGCUGGUACAGUACGACGAGCUGGACGCAAUGUUUUCCCAGUUCAUACUGAACUCGGUGUUCGGGGAGAAGCAAAAGUGGCUGCAAAUAUUCGAUCAGCCACUGUACGCGUUCCACGGCAUCUCCCUCAAUCCGGCCAAAAUGAACGAAACGCGCGAAAAGAUCAUUGCCUGCAACGUGACGCUGCUCGAGUUUCGCAGCUACCUGUUCGAACGGCAGUGUAUGCUGCUGGACGCCGCCGAUAAGCCGUGGGAAAUUGCCGAACGGUUGCUGCCGUUUCUGUUUUCCACGCUGCGGGAAAUCGAGGCGCUGAAGCUGGAAACGCCCCAGGGUGCGCUCGCGUGCUGGGAGUUCGUGUGCGCUCUGGAGGUGCUGAAUCUGUGCGACAAGGUGCUGGAAUCGAAAGACAUUUACAAGUGUUCGCAGUUUUCCGCCCCGAUCUGGAACCUGGCCAAGGAGAAGCUGUACGCGCUCGGCAAGCAGUGCGGUCUGCUGCCCGGAUUCGUGCCGACUUCGGAGCAGCUGCACACCGUAGUGCACCUGUCGGCGGGUAUGGGCGAUAGUGUACCGGACACGGUGGCAACGGCUCGCAAUCUCGAGCCGGAAAUAGGCGAUCGCACCAAGUCGGGCCACUCGCCGGCAAGAAAACCGAAAAAAUCGGCCACCGAUACGCUGAAGGAGGCGCUCGGUUCUAAUCAAGCGUUUACGAAGCUGUACCUCGAGCUGAGCGAACUGGCCAUCAGCACGUACAAGCACGUGUCGCGGUUACGUUCGGCCCGGCUGGUCGGGCUGGAUCUCGGCAACUUCUACAUCACGCUCAACGAACCGCAGAAAGCGGUCAACUUCUUCACGGACGUUUUGCGCGAGCUGAAGUCAGAAAACUGGCACUAUCUGGCGAGCCAGACGCUGCUCGAUUUGGCCUCCUGCUACCGCAAGAUGGAGGACAUCGUAAACUACACGAAAACGUGCAGCACCAUCGCCUGCUGUCAGGAUUUGGAGCUGCUCGUGCGGACGUUCUACUUUGAUGAGUUUGCGAAAUCGCUCAAAACGCUGCAAACCGUGCGCAAUGUUGAUAUUAACGCGCUCAGCGUUAUCAGCACGCUGGAGGAUCAUUUCCAGGUGCUGGACGUGGUGCUGGACAGCACCUCGAUCGUGCAGGAUGACUACAUUCUAGUUACGCUCGAGCUGGUCAGCAAUUUCCCACGGGAACUAACGGCCGAACAGGUGCUUCUUUCAUUCGAGAUGAACGCCAAACAGGCGGUUGAACCGGCAGCCGGUACGGGAACGCCGAACGCGGAAAAGGAGGUCGGUUCCAAGCUGCCCAUCAUAUUGCAUCUCGAUUACAAGCAGGAUAAUACGCUCGCCGGAUCGUCGGUAGCGUGCGAUAAUCGCGCCAAACAACCGGUACGACGCAGUAGCAGCACGCGGCGCAAGAUAUCGCCCACCCAGCGGUCCGAUUUCACCAACAGUGUGAGUAGCGAGCCACGACUUGUGCUGAAACCGGGUCGCAAUACGAUCACCCUCAGAGCGAAAGCCACGCGCGUCGGUACCUGGAGCUUCCGGCAGCUCUCCAUACAGGUUGACACGGUGGAGUUCCUUUCCGAGGCAUUGCCGCCGAAGAUCGGCAACUUCGAAACGAUCACGAAAGCAUCCGUCGCCACGAUGAACUUCGUAAACCUGGUGGCGGGUGUUGAGCAGCCGGUCGAGCUGGUGAUUUCGGCGGGAAGCUUUCGCUUCCCGAAGGAUGCCACCGCAACCGUGCGCUGUUCGAAGAACUUGAAGAUGCGACUAGCCGCGACCGCCAACGGAGCCGCGGACGGGGAACGGCUACCGUUCGAAAAGGAGCUGAUAGUGCAGUUGGCAGAGUUUGCGCCAUUCGAAAAGCGAACCAUCGCGCUGGAAGCGAUCUGCGAUCUGCCCGGCAAGCGCGAGGAACGUGCGAUCGAGCAGAAGGUUUCGCUGCAGGUGCCCUGGAGCAGAAAUGAAAUCACCAUCCCGCUACACUUUAUGCCCGCGCUGAUCGCGUCCUGCCGGCUGCAUUCGUCCGGCGCCCGCAAGUUUCUGCAGGUCGUCCUGAAGGGCGUCAGCGACUACCGGCUCGUGCUGCGCGAUGCGCGCAUGACGUGUGCGGCCGAAGGUGUCACCAUCAUCGACAUCAAUCCGCCGGAGCAGCAGGAAACGGUCAUGAGCAAGGCGCUGGCGAUUUCGUACCUGUACGAGUUCCAGGUAGAGGCACUGAAGGCCGAAACGGAGCUGCCGAUCGUAAACGUCGACUUUCGGAUGCGCUUUGCCGAUGCGACCGUCCCGGAAGAAUGCCGCACCUACCUGCCGUACAGCGUGACGUUCGACGUGAUGGACUACACCACGCUGUUUACCAUCUGCGCGAAGGUGGAACCGCAGGAACUGUGCCGGGUGAACUCGGUGUGUCACCUGAACCUGCGCAUCUCGAAAGUACAUGACAACCCGUAUGCAGAUCUGAUGUACGAAGUACUGGCCGAUCAGAACAUGUGGGCAGUUGUUGGACGCACGGCAGGAGUCAUCUCGAUGGAAGAGGUGGAAAGCCACAGCAUCACGCUAGAUGUGCUUCCGCUGACGGCCGGCUUUUUACCACUGCCCAAUAUUCGUUUGUCGAAAUACAUCUCGGCCAACAAGUCCAAAAACGACACGCACUCUCGACUACAACCGUUCCCGCCCGGCCAGAUCUACAACUCGACCAAAAGCAUGCAAAUCCAUGUCCUUGCUAGCAACAACAAUGACCAACCCCAGUAGGUGUGCGCGACGAUGCACCGAGCGAGUUCUACUGUACACUAGCUUCUACAUGACGCAUUCCACACCUCGACACUUAUUUAAUAUGCUGCAAAAGAUGGUGUUACAUUACGGGGCUAUUUAGCAAGAAGCUCCAACGGGAGAAGGGCUUCAUUUAAACGGCAUUCAUCUGGAAGCUAACAGCGCAACGCUGGAACACAGUGGAAUUAUUGAAUUUUCGAAAAAAAAAAACAAAAUAAAAUGUUACUCGGCCGUAUAGCACAUGCUCACGUUAAUCAUAA